Messenger RNA from Mastomys coucha (southern multimammate mouse), 1581 nucleotides. It is a transcript of the gene Etfrf1, whose product is annotated as electron transfer flavoprotein regulatory factor 1. The transcript is spliced from 3 exons. Gene Ontology annotation, cellular component: mitochondrion. The record is from RefSeq and is a predicted model, not a curated record. Gene Ontology annotation, biological process: respiratory electron transport chain. Lineage: Eukaryota; Metazoa; Chordata; Mammalia; Rodentia; Muridae. The coding region runs from base 365 to 625 and encodes 86 amino acids.
GUCCUGCCCGAGUCGUAGCCUGGUUACACAGUCCACACUUCCCACUCUAGGGGCGCCCACAUCUCAGCUUUUACCUAACCCCGCCCACUUCCGCCUGAUGCCCCGCCCCAGAGAGGAAGAGCCCCGAGCCCCAGACACUUCUGCCUGUAGACCCGCCCUGACCCCGCCCCGUCUCUCAGCUCCGCCCACUCCCGGCAGGCGCUCGCACCCAGUCCCAAGGGCGGCUUUUCUUAGAGCGUUUACGGCGGUAGUGCCACAAAGCGCUGGAGUGUGGCGGCCUGAGUAAGCUGUCGUCCGGAUCCCAGACCUGCUGCUGGUGAAGUAUGUUAUGUAUAAAAGUGGAUUAAUUUCAUGUUAAGUGAAAAUGGCCAAUUCUUUACGAGGAGAAGUACUGACUCUUUAUAAAAAUCUGCUGUAUCUUGGACGGGACUAUCCAAAAGGAGCAGACUAUUUUAAAAGACGUUUGAAGAAUGUGUUCCUUAAAAACAAGGAUGUGAAGGACCCAGAGAAGAUCAAAGAACUUAUUGCACGAGGAGAAUUUGUAAUGAAGGAGUUAGAGGCCUUAUACUUCCUUAGGAAAUACAGAGCUAUGAAGCAACGUUACUAUUCAGAUACCAAAAACUGAUCAAUUAUUGCCACCAGCCUAGCUAACAAUCAGUGCCAGCUGUUUGCCUGUACCAACUAUUAUAAAAUAAUUCAAUUUAAAAGGGCAAGAUACAUAUUUUUAAAAAAUGAGUUGCCCUAUUGUACUAAAGUAGGUUUCAAUCUUAUUAAUACCGAGAGCUUUGCCUAUAAUCCUUUUAUUAUUGAAAUAGUAACUUUAGCACCUUUCAUGAGAAUUUUGAAAGAAAAUACACCCAAUUUUUAAACAUGUUAUAGCCAACUAUUCUUAAUCUAUUUCUUCACUUACUGAUGAGAUUUUGAUUAGCAAAUGGUGUCUAACAGGUUUACCCUUUAGCUUGGAGUGUCUUUGUUUUUUGUUGUUUUGUUACCCCAUCUAGUAUACUGAAGUGCAUAUUCAAGGCUCUCUACAGACACCUCAAAAUGAUUUAAAUGCAGUUAUUAAAAUAAGACAUGUGAAGGCAACUUCUUUGAUAAGUUCAGUGGAUGACUAGCAUUAUGUCACUAUUAUUCCCAAUUUUUGUGCUGCUGGCCUGCCUUAAGCUCUGAAUCACUUCAAGUAGCUUUCAUGUGGAGUGGUAAUGUUCCUCUAUUUCUGCCAUUAAAGCUGGUGUAUUUUAUGUCUACCUGUAACUGAGUUCAUGUGGCAGCGGACCUAACCCAGGCAGGACUGUAUGUUUAAGCAAAUACUUAAAUGUUUAUGUAAUGUUCUUAGCAAUGUUAUAAAUAAAGAACAUUUCUAACUUAAAAGCUGCAAAGAGUGUUAAUUAAAGGAUUCUAUAUCAAGCUGGAGAGAUGGCUCAGUGGUUAAGAGCACUGACUGCUCUUACAGAGUCCUGAGUACAAUUCCCAGCAACCACAUGGUGGCUCACGACCGUCUUUAAUGGGAUCUGAUGCCCUCUUCUGGUGGGAAGACAGCUAUAGUAUACUCAUAUAAUAACAAACAAAUAAAUCUUAAAA